Messenger RNA from Staurois parvus, 1302 nucleotides. The record is from the annotation of a GenBank genome assembly. NCBI's taxonomy places the organism in Eukaryota, Metazoa, Chordata, Amphibia, Anura, Ranidae.
AUGCUUGGUCUGUUUACGUUUCCUAUUUUCCCCCUUUCUUCUUCUCUAGAUGGAGAGUAUCAUAGAUAUAGAGCAGAGCUGCAGCCUUCAGAUUGUGGAACAGAAGUUACGCCCGUUUCCUCGAAGCAAAACCCGAUCACCCAGAAUCUUCCUCCAGCACCACAAAAUGGAGGUCUGUCAUUCUAUACACACGGCAAGCCUUUAUCUGGCCACUUACACUUCAUCAUCCAACAAGCAGCACUCAGCAAGGGACAACUAUUCCCAUGCACGGUGUGUGGUACAUAUUUUACUGAUAGGGCAGGGCUCAUCUCACAUGAGAGAUUGCAUACGGCCCAGAAACCCUAUUCCUGUUCUGUAUGCGGUAAAGGUUUCCCCUGGAAAUCAUCCCUUGCCAAGCAUGAAAAAAUCCACAGAGGAGAGAAGCCGUAUUCCUGUUCACAGUGCGGAAAGUGCUUCAUCGAAAGAUCCUCUCUUGUUAUCCACGAGAGAAUUCACACUUCCGAGAAGCCGUUUUCUUGUUCAGAGUGCAGCAAAAGCUUCACCCAUAACGGGAACCUCAUCGCUCAUCGGAAGACCCACCAAGGACUGAGGCCAUUCCCGUGCUCCGAGUGCGGAAAGUGCUUUAGCCGGAAAUCAGCUCUCAUAGUGCACCAGUCUUUAAUUUCACACACACGGAUUCAUACAGGAGAAAGGCCGUUUUCAUGCCCCGAGUGCGGAAAAUGUUUCCGCUGUAAGACCCGCCUUCUCAAGCACCAGAGGACUCACACGGGGGAAAAGCCGUACACAUGUUCAGAUUGCAAGAAAUUUUUUUCCUCGCGGGAAUGCCUGAUCAGACACCAGAGGAUUCACACAGGAGAAAAGCCAUAUACAUGCUUGGAGUGUGGAAAGUGUUUUGCCGUCAGAUCGGUUCUUGUCAUACAUCAAAGAACACACAGCGGGGAUCGCCCCUAUCUGUGUUCCAAAUGUGGGAAGAACUUUUCUUGUAAACGGCUACUGACCAGCCAUCAGAAAGUUCACAUGGGGGAGAAGCGACCUUACUGUGACGAAUGCGGUAAAUAUUUUAGCCAAAAGUCAACUCUCGUGACGCACCAAAGAAUUCACACGGGGGAAAAGCCUUACUCGUGCACGGAGUGCGGGAAAUGUUUUUCCGUGAGGAGACGUCUUAUUUCACAUGAAAGAAUUCACAUGAAGGACGAGUCGUUUUCCUGUUCUGAAUGUGAGAAAUGUUUUGCUGACAAGUCAGCAUUUGAAACACAUCUUAGAACACACACGGGUGAUAGGUCAUAUUCAGGUCCAGAGUGA